CUCCAUUCAGUAGGUUGCAUUCAUUCUUAUGUGGUUAUGUAACCAGACGUGGGUGAAAUCUCUUCCUAAUUUAGACCAGAAUAUUUUCUUUCGCUCUCAUCUCCCCUAAGAAAAUUCAUUUACAUCGAAAAUCCCAAAGCAAACGAUCACUGGAAGAAUUCUGAGUCCAGUAUGUCCCCAUCAGACAGUUUCUACACCAAAAUCCCCUAGGCAGUUCACCUCUGUAGCAAUUUGCCAAAAAUGGAACCCUUCCUUUUCCAGUGGCAACCCAAAAAUGCCACGCUUUGCGGCAAAGAAGCAAUCUGGCUUCCCCCCUCUUUGUUUUCUCCUUUUUCAUCCAUUGCAUGCCUUUAUCUUCAGCGUUGCUGCCGGAGCCUUAACGCUUUGUUUCCUAAAGACUUAUUGCUCUGCGGGGUUUGGGGGGGAUGUUUUUUUUUUCCGACUUCUGAAAAGAGGCUGUGGGGCUUUUACCCAAAAACAAGAGUCUUGUCUUUGAAAGGUUCCAAAAGUGAAAUGGUUUUUUAUAUGUAGACGUCCUACGGGGACAAGCAUUGCUAGAUUUGACCGAACGGGAGUGUAUUUAGCCUGCAUCCAUGGACAAUAAAUGAUGAAGGGUUUACAGGAGCCCUGAGAUGAAAUUGCCUGCUUUAUUACACCCCAGCAUGACAUAUGGAUUUUUCUGAUAUGAUUUAGGGCUCUCGUGGAUUUCCUGUGGUGGAGCGCAGAAAUGAGAGAGGCAAUUUCUCAGUCAUUUUCCCACAGCCCUAGAUAUGGUGAAGGCUGUGUACCAACUGCCUUGAAAUUGAUACAGUAGCUGGGUUGGCAGGGGUGAGGGUCGCACAGGGAGGGCACUGAAGUCGGACCCAGGAGACCAGAGUUGAAUUCAUGUCUCUGCUACAGCCUCCCCAUGUGACCUUGGUCAAAUUGCUUCAUCUCUUUGGGGGCCUUAGCUCCCCACCUGGAAACCAGGGAUAAUUCCCCUGACUCACUAGGUAAGGCGAGAGGCCCUUUGUCAUUGUGACGAGUCCAGAGGGAUCGUGGGGAGAGUCUCCGUAGAGAGAGGGAUAUUGUCUAGGAUGGUUCAGCUAGAAGUGGGUUCAAUCCAGAUCGUGUGGUCUUAGGAACCCUGAGCGGUGUCAUGAACUCCAGGCGGGGGAAGGGGAAACUCACAGGUGCCCAAGCCCAGUGAAGUCAGGAGAAAGGCCGGGGCUUUGCAUGAGGCCCCCAGGUUACCUGUCAUGACAGCCCUCUCUCCAGUGAGUGGCCCUGGGGAACCCAUAGAAGCGACCGCUCGGGCGAGGGCGGAUUACUUAUGGCAGAGGCUCCCAAUCUGAGGUCCACGGAGCCCUGGUGGUCCAUGAUAGUACUGCUGGGGGUCCGCGGGCCCAGCACGGGACUUUCCACCAGGCGAUUCCCGGGCGGGUCUCGCCGUUCAUGACCAUCCGUUCUCUGCACUGCCUUUACGCUGGAAAAGGUUGGGAACCACUGACUUCCGGCACCAGGCGUAGCUGCCUCUGAGAGCCCGACUCUGCCAGUCUUGCGGGAACAAAGCUGCCUCCAGGGUUGGCUCGGCUAAGGCAGGAUUGGGCCCAAAGGUUGAGUUGGGUUUCCUUCGGCAAAGGGGGAAGGAGGAAACAGUCCAGGCUGCCGCCCCAGUGGGCCAGAUCCGGGGCGGGUGCAAAUCAGCACAGUGCCAGGGACAUCACUGGGGUAACACUAAUAAGCAACAGCGGAGCAUCUGGCCCUCGGAUGUCAGUGUCGCUCUGCCCCAUUGACACCCGCCGGGGGUCUGACCCACCGACUCCAAUUCAGCGACAUUGAUUUAUACCAGCUGGGGGUCGGACUCCAUCCUCUCCUUUUGUUUCUAAGGCUGGAGAGCCUCUAAAUGAGCCAUCAGCAUUGCAACACUUAGAUGGGAGGUGCAGUGCUUGUGUCAUGCCCCGGCCCGCUGCCCGCAAGCCCAGCUUCCCGCCACGAGACCGCCCGGCCCCAGGCUCCGCCUGGCGAUGAGCGAGCUGGCCGCCAUGCCGCACGCGGAGGGGAGCGCCCUGCUGAAAGCCGUGGGGCAGGGCAAGUUCCGCCUCACCCGCCUGCUGCUGGAGGGCGGGGCCUAUAUCAACGAGGGCAACGCCCAGGGCGAGACCCCGCUCAUCGCCGCCUGCCGGGCCCGCUACGACGACCCGCACAACAAGCCCCGCAUGGUGCGCUACCUGCUGGAGAACGGCGCCGACCCCAACAUCCCCGACAAGACCGGCAAGACGGCCCUGAUGCACGCCUGCGCCGACCGGGCCGGGCCCGCGGUGGCUUCGGUCCUGCUGCAGCACGGCGCCGAUCCCAGCGCCAGGGACUACUCCGGAGCAUCGGCCCUGGUGUACGCCAUCAACCGGGGCGACCGGGAGACCCUGCAGGUGCUGCUGGACGCCUGCAAGGCCCAGGGCAAGGAGGUGAUCAUCAUCACCACGGAUACGUCCCCCUCGGGCACCAAGAAGACCAAGCAGUACCUGAAUUCGCCCCCCUCCCCGGGGCUGGAGGAGAAGUCGCCCGCCCUGUGCAUGUCCCCCUCCGACAUCGAAGUCAAGACCACCCAGUCGCCCGGGGCCAGCGAGAAGGAGGAGGAGAGGGACGUCUUCAACUUCACCAUGGCCACCCGGCUGAGCUGCCCCCUGCCGCCUCCUGCCAAGGGGCUGGAGGGGGAGGCCUCCUCAGAGCAGCGGUCGUCGGCCCCACCGCCCAAGGGCCGGCCCAGGCAACUCAAGAGACUCAACUCAGAGCCGUGGGGCCUGGUGGCGCCCUCAGCCUUGGCCGCCUCCCUUGCGGAGAAGGCCCGGACGCCGGAGGAGAGGCUCACGGCCGAGGUGAACAGCCUGAGCAUCACCAGGAGGAGCCUGCUGUCGCGGAGACACAGCAUCGAGGGCCAGGAGCCUUCCGGUUUCAAGAUGGCCGCCCCCCAGGGCUCAGAGGAAGAGGAAUAUGUCAGUUUCAUCAACGUUUUCAUUGAAAACCAUGGAAACGACGUCCCAUUUCGGCCGCCUCGGAACGAAACGUUCCCAGUGUUCCGCUCCGACGGACGUUUCCUUUGGCAGCCGAGCUUAGUGUCCCGCUUUUAA
Molecule: messenger RNA, 3107 nt
Organism: Pelodiscus sinensis (Chinese soft-shelled turtle)
Lineage: Eukaryota; Metazoa; Chordata; Testudines; Trionychidae
Source: RefSeq, a predicted model, not a curated record